CAUUGUCAGGGUCUGGACUCACAUUCCUUAGUGGUGACAGGAUGAAGAGUACAUGUUCUGAGGGUUAAGGGCUGAGUUCUUCUGUAUUUACCUGCAAUCACUCAUGUUGGGAUAUCUCUGCCCAUCAGAGAAGUGAGAAGUGGAGGCUUUUAUCGCAGCAAAGUGAGAAAUGUACCAGCCUUAGGUCCCUGCAUCUCCUAGGGGUCAAUGACUCCUUAGUGUAAUCACUUUCUGACCAAGGCUAGACCACAGAGCAACUUCACAUCUGAGGAUAUUAGUUCUGAAGACCUGACACCUUAGUUGUCUCAAGGACCCAGUCAUGGGGAGCUCGCUGCAUUUCUUCUCUUGGAUUGCUUUUCUGGUAUUGAGACCAUAUGGAAAUCAGGCUCAUGGGAAUUACACACAGCCACAGGUUCAUCCAGGCUUUCAGGUCUUGAAAUCAGCAUCACACUAUUGGCCCUUAGAAGUGGUAAACGGAAUCCGCGAGUUACCUAGGGUGGACGACAGCAGGAGCGGUUCUGGUAAUGAAAGCGAUAAAACAGUCAUCAUCCACAGCUACAUUGUGCUUCCUUACCAUAACACCUCCUUAGUCAGUAGCAAUGACUCUGCCUACUCUAACCUGUCUGCAACUGUAGAUAUUGUAGAAGGGACGGUGAAUCAUGGCAUUGUACUUAAUGAUCAGAAGGGAGUGACCCUGCUAUACUUUGGAAGUUCUAAAAACUCUUGUAUCAGUGAUCCAAGUAUAUGUGGGCCAGAAGGUGUCUCGUUUUCAUUUUUUUGGAAAAUCCAGGACCAACAAACAAAGAAACAGCAGGAUACCUAUACCCACAAUUACCAGCAUAUAUCUUCUCCAAAUAGGGGCAAUAAAGCUCAUCAAGCCUUUGGGAAAAAAGUAACUUCUCAUGGUUUUGAAAUCUAUUCAGAUGAACAUGAUGGUUUUGUGGAGGUUUACACUCGUGGUAACUCAAAGGUGUGGAAGGCACGCAUUAAAGCCCCAGGUCCUUACUGGACACACGUCCUGUUUACCUGGACUUCCACCGAAGGUCUGAAGGUUUAUGUUAAUGGCACGUUCAAUGCAAGUGAUUCCACAGGUCAGGUUUCCCAGAGUUAUGGGGAUAGUAACGACAGCCUGGUUGUUGGAACCAACAGUGAUCUUAACAAACAUUAUGUGAAUGGAGCUUUCGAUGAGUUCAUCAUAUGGGAGAGAGCGCUCAAUCCACACGAGAUCCACCACUAUUUUACAGCUGCCAUUGGGGAUGAAACAUUUCCUACUGCAACAGUAUCUAGUCCUCCAGGCACAUCCCACCCGACGGUGUCCACAAAUGCCUACAAUCUAAUUUUAACAAAUCUGACCCAAGACAGAGGGAGAUCUUCCCACUCACUGCCUGUGUUAGGCUACUUGGAAGUUGUCUCGCAGACCCUGCCCAAUAAAUCCUUGACCAAGGAUACCGCAGGCAACUUGACUCAGGCCUUCCUCAAAACUGUGGAAGAAGUUCUUUCUUUCCCUACCUGGAGUGAUACACCAACAGUUUAUCCUGCUGUUGGAGGACUCAUUGAUACCGUUGAUAAAGUCAUGGGGCAUAUGGCAAUAAACCUCAUAGAAAACCCAUCUAUGAUUGUUACGCUGGAAGGCAGAUCUUCUGUAGCAGAUUAUGCCAUGGUGAAGGUGCCACAGACGUUAAGCCUAUCCCACUACCGCUUUCCAUCUGCAGGGCAGUCAUACAUCUCUGUUCCGGGAGAAGCAUUUAUGAGCAAAUCCCGAACGACCAUUGUUGGAUUGCUGUACCACACUAUGCAUCGCCACUACAGGCAGAUUAAACCGAGUGACACCAGAAUCUCAGAAGCAAAUCGGUUCAAGGAUCAUAUGAUCUCAGCGGCCAGUUACCUCAUCUCUUUGAAGGUUCAGCCACCUCCAUAUCUGUGUCCAAACCUAUCUGGGUCACCUCUUAUUACAAUACAGCUGACACACAUCCUGACUCAUCGACUCUACAUAGAAGCCGCCAACAAUAGUAACCUUGUACACUUGUAUUGUGCCUUUCUGGACUUCAGCUCUGGUUUAGGUAUCUGGUCCAGUGAAGGAUGCAUUCGUGUAGAAGGAAACUUAAAUUACAGUGUUUGUCGCUGCAAUCAUCUUACUAACUUUGCCAUUCUAAUGCAGGUUGUUCCAGUCACGCUUUCUGAAUCCCACAAGGUGGCGCUGUCCUCCAUCAGUUAUAUUGGUUGUUCUCUGUCUAUUUUCUGCCUGGCAAUUACUCUGGUCACAUUUGCUAUACUUUCCUCAGUGAGCACAAUCAGAAAUCAACGAUAUCAUAUCCACGCCAACCUCUCAUUCGCAAUAUUGGUUGCACAGAUCCUGCUCCUUAUCAGCUUUCGCUUUGUUCCUGGAACGUUACCCUGCAAAAUUGUAGCGAUCCUGCUGCAUUUCUUCUUCCUAAGUGCCUUUGCCUGGAUGCUCGUGGAAGGUCUGCACCUCUACAGUAUGGUUAUCAAAGUCUUUGGGUCGGAAGAGAGCAAGCACUUCUACUACUAUGGAAUUGGAUGGGGUUCUUCCUUGGUUAUCUGCAUUGUGUCUGCAACAUCUGCGCUGGACAGCUAUGGAGUUGGGGAAAAUUGCUGGUUGUCUCUGCAGAAAGGAGCAAUAUGGGCAUUUGUGGCUCCUGCAUUGUUCGUUAUCGUGGUCAAUAUUGGUAUCCUCAUUGCAGUAACCAGGAUCAUCUCCAGGAUUAGUGCUGAUAACUACAAAGUCCACAGAGAUGCCAACGCUUUCAAAUUAACAGCUAAAGCUGUUGCAGUGCUCCUGCCGAUCCUGGGAAGCUCCUGGAUCUUUGGAGUCCUUGCUGUCAAUGAACAGUCCAUCGUGUUUCAGUAUAUGUUUGCCAUCUUCAACUCUUUGCAGGGAUUUUUCAUCUUCUUAUUCCAUUGCCUUCUCAAUUCAGAGGUGAGAGCAGCUUUUAAGCACAAAACAAAGGUGUGGUCCCUGACUAGUAGUUCUAUUCGCAACAUCAAUGUAAAGCCUUUCAACUCUGAUGUAAUGAAUGGGAAUCGAGCCAAUACGUCUCCUACCAAGAUGAAUACGUGGGACAAAAGCAGCAAUUCAGCCAACAGAAUUGACUUGUCUGCUGUCUGAUUAUAAGAGGGUUUUACUACCAAUAAAAAAAAAAAUCACUGGAGGCCUUUUUGUACAUAAGUUUGUCUUUCCCUAAUUCAACUGAAGGUGCCUUAUCUUUAAUAAUACUAGGAUAUUUCCACCAUGUUUACUACAGGGAAGGUUUUGCUUUUUCAGCCUGAAGAAACCAAUUUGUCUUCAAGCACACGACUACAAAGAAACAACUCCAAAAAAAAGUGCUGCAAGUGCCAAGAUGCCUUAGAGACCAUCUUCUGCUAAGUAUCUAGAAAGCAUCAAGGAAAAAAGUAAUGUUAUACCGUGCAAUAGACUGCAUUACUAAACUGAUCACUACAGGAUUAUUGUGUGACAGUAAAAGACAAAAAAAUCCAUCACACAAAACAGUUUUUAGAGACUUUACAAUGAAAGCCUUUUAUCUGCACACUGCUGACCUUCUUCUUGUCCAGCUUUAUUUAUGAAACACGUAUUGGUGGACAGGUAACACAAUAAGCUAAAUUGUAACGUGAAUAGAUAUAUUAAUUGGUUACUUAAUUGCUGUGAAUAAGAUGGCACCUUGACCUUGGUAGUCAACUUUAACACCUCUGGUGAUGUUGUCUUACUGAAAUAGAAGACCUCUUACUUGCUGUUCUCUGAUAUGUCCUCUCCAUAUAAUUAUAGGUCUGGUAAAGGAUGUGUGAUAGUACUGCUGGUUCGCUUUGUAUUGGAGGAAAAUUCUAUAAUGAUUAGCCCCCAAACCAACCAAACAUUUUAUGCACAUUGUUAAACUUUUGUGAUAGUUUCUAGUAUUGUCUGCUUAAAGAGAAGAUUUCAAGAAAAGAACAUCAUGAACAUCAGUUUUUACAGUAAGGUCUGAUUCACAUGACAGUAAUUUCCAUUCAUGAGCUGUCCUGACUGCUUCUGAGACUCAUUGAUUUAAAUGAAUGGUGGUCCAGAAAAAAGAGAUAGACCUAGACCUUGUACGGACAUCUAUAUAAAUACAUUCUUUGUGGGUGGAAAUCAUUAUAGUUGCCUGAAUCAGACCUAAAUCCAAAGGAAUGUCAAAUAAUCUAUUAGGGAAUUCUGAAUUAAUCAAGGUGUGGGGGCCACAAGGAUAAUGUCUCUCUGUCCUAAAAUACCUGGUAUGUUUUUGCAUCAUCAAUUGAUUUUGAUGGGUGUCAUCAUGGCAUGUAAUGUUCAUGUUCUUGUGAUGUGCUACAGAGAACCUAGAUGAUUGCUCCUGGGAUCCCACAAUUACCACCUUUCUAGCAAAAUGAGAUUGUCCAAAGCAGACAAACCCUUCAACGUGCAUUUCGUUUUAAACUCCUGGCCCCCAAGAAAACAUCUAUAUUUGGCACAUGUUACCAUAUGUGGUGUAAUCAUGGAUUUAUGAAUCAUGGGACACUACAUUUACAUGGAAUAAUAUAGCAACAUCUAAAAUUCUUUCCACACUCACAUUGCCCUUGUACCAGGAAUGAAUAAAGAAAAAUAGUAGAAUCUGUCUUACAGUGCACCCCUGAUUUUGGCUUCUAACGCUGCAAAGAGAAACCUGACCGUGUGGACAUACACUUAUGGUGGCUCAGUGGGCCCCUGUAUUAUCUAAAGCUGCUGUUCUGCUUUCUAUUUUCGGGCAAUAAUGUAGAUCAAAGGCAAAUCAAUGAUCCUUUCUAAGGCUAUGUUCGGGUGCCUCUGAUGGGUGGCAUCGAUCACCCAUAGGUUUUAACCAUAACAAUUUAUGUGUUUUAAACAUAUGUUUUUUCCUGGGUGCCAUUAACACAGUCAUGCUAUGUCAUGCUGUACCACAGUCAUGUUACAGUCAUGCUGUACUAUGCCAUGCUGUACUGUUUUUAUGCAGUAUACUGGCAUUUACGACCAGACAGAGGCUAAAAAGGCACUCUUUUGGCUCACAUCUAGCGAAAUUAACCCUAUAGACACAUUUAGCGUGUUCCUCAGGAGCUUUCCCAGGGUACGUACUAAAUAGGCAUCAUCAACGUGAUGUGAACACACUCUAGUCUGAGUUACAUUUUGUUUUCUACGAUAGAUAUUCAUUAGAGCUAGGUGACUAUACUGAAAAUAACAUUUCUUAUUGACAGAGUCUCAGUUAUGACCAGCAUUUCCUAGUAAAAUAUUUCCAUCCUAAGUUUUAACUAUCUCAUUAAAAACAAUUUUCUCUCUGUGGGACUAAUAGAGAAGUUUUAUAGUAACGUAAUGCUAUCCAAUUCUAGAUCACAAAUGAUUUGUCACGUUAUAAAAGCUAGUCGCAAAUUCUGUCAGUAGGAUAAAUUAAAAUUCUAUGCUGGUUAUAUUAUUUUAAAAACUGUUAGAGUAUGGAGUUGCAGUUUGGAUGUUUUUACUUUUUGCUUAAAAACGGGAAAAUAUCCUGUAAUGGCCUGAUAAACAUUGCUAUAGUUGCAAUCAUCCAUUCCUAUUCAAGCAGACAUCCAUGUACUGAUGCUUCUAGCAUUCCAUUAGUCCUAAGUAACAAAAAAAAAGCUCUUUUAGUAUGACUGUAUCGUAAUUUAUGGUGAAACCAAGGUACAUUAGCAUUUUGGACUGAAGAUCCAUUUAUAAUAAUUUAAGGCAAGCAAUUUUCUGACAGCCAUACUGCUGAUCCAAGACCUUGAAUAUUUGUAUGACAAAUGACAUCAAAAUUCAGGAUUGCUUGUAGCAGAACCAAAUAUAUUGUACCUUCCAUUUCCGUGAUGUAUCAUUGAUAUCACCAGCUAUUUUUAUAAUGUCUUUAAAUUAUGAGCUAAGAAGGGUGAUGAAAGCUUAUAGAGCAUACAUGUAUCUGAAAAUGUACAUUUAUACAUCAUAAUGGAUCAUAUUUUACUGCCAUGUUACAUUUACAGUACUUAUAGGGGAAAUGAAACAAAUUAAAGCAAGCGUUCAUCAUUUGUAAACUUUUACUUGUAUAUUAGGCACCUACAUUUGCCAUUAUAAGUGGAAGCAACAUAAUGGGGUUGUUUCACCUCAGCAAAUGGAAUUUAUCAUGUAGACAAAAUUAAUACAAGGCACUUAUUAAUGUAUUUUGAUUGUCCAUAUUGCUUCCUUUGCUGGCUGGAUUC
Molecule: messenger RNA, 6168 nt
Organism: Bufo gargarizans (Asiatic toad)
Lineage: Eukaryota; Metazoa; Chordata; Amphibia; Anura; Bufonidae
Gene: ADGRD1
Product: adhesion G protein-coupled receptor D1
Exons: 26
Coding region: 320-3127 (935 amino acids)
Biological process (GO): cell surface receptor signaling pathway; adenylate cyclase-activating G protein-coupled receptor signaling pathway
Cellular component (GO): membrane
Molecular function (GO): G protein-coupled receptor activity
Source: RefSeq, a predicted model, not a curated record